AAAGCAUCGCGAGAUUUCGGCUUGACGUACACGCGCGCGCGCGCGCACACACACGCACAGUGAAAUCUCGCGAGAUCCUGAGUUGCCUCAGUACGUGGCUGAAAACCAAAACAGUGCAGCUGCAGCAGCAGGAGCAGGGGUAGGAGCAGUGCAGGAACCAGGGGAGGGAGAAGAAGGAGAAAGAGAGAGAAUUCAGCAAUGUAAGAGCUUCAGGAGAUUCAUUAGGCUGUGUUUCAUGUGCAAAAUAGAGGAGAGCAUUAAUCAUUAGCACUGAUUUAUCGUGUCUCUCAGAGUGACUCAGCUAGCUCAGGUUGGAGCUUCAGUAUCAAUGCCGCUCUGAUCCUCAUCCUCCUCAUCAUCUGAUCACACAAACACACGGUGGUGGAUAUGGAGUCUUCUCUGGAGUUCAGCAGCUCCCUGACCAGCUCCACACUGCCUCCUCCCCGCACCCGGAUCUUUAAGAUCAUAGUGAUCGGAGACUCCGGGGUGGGAAAAACCUGCCUGACCUACCGCUUCUGCGCCGGCAAGUUCCCCGACAAAACCGAGGCCACGAUCGGGGUGGACUUCCGCGAGAAGGUGAUCGAGAUCGACGGCGAAAAGAUCAAGGUUCAGCUCUGGGACACAGCGGGUCAGGAGCGUUUCCGUAAGAGCAUGGUGCAGCACUAUUACAGAAACGUCCACGCCGUGGUGUUCGUGUACGACGUGACGAGUGCGGCGAGUUUCCGCAGCCUCCCCGCCUGGAUCGAGGAGUGCAGGCAGCACGCGCUCGGCCACGAGGUGCCUCGGAUCCUGGUGGGCAACAAAUGUGACCUGCGUCACGCCGCCCAGGUGAGCACCGAGGUCGCGCAGCAGUUCGCAGACGCCCACUCCAUGCCUCUGUUCGAGACGUCCGCUAAGAGUCCUCAGGGAGGGAGCAACGACAGCGACCAUGUCGAAGCCAUCUUCAUGACGGUGGCACACAAGCUGAAGUCGCAGAAGCCGCUCAUGCUGAGCCAGCCGGCCAACACGGUUACGCUGAGGGGGCGGGACCAAGAGGAGGAGGAGCAACGCGGGAGCUGGGGCUGCGGUUGCUGGAGGAGCUAAUAAGGGGUUUAUGAUAAAUCUCUGAAUUUACCAGACGCCUGGAAAAGGGGAUGUCGCAGGUUACGGAGGACGAAUCGGCUAGGACAAGGGGAUACGCGACUGAUAAACCACAUCCUAAGCGUGACAACGAUGCUAGCGACUUCAGUAUCUAUCUAACUGGACCUUACCUCUUCUGUGGAAAUCUAUAACUCAUGGACGGGACUCAGUUCGACAGUUUUAAUCCGAGAGAAAACGAACGAUUCUGCUUGUGAGACUCAUCACGGCUGAAUAACGCUGUCGUUUCCUGGCAACGUAAUAGCCGAAGACAAAACACCUAACACGCAUGCAAACACCAUACGAGGAAAAUUUUUUUUUUCUUUUGGAUAUUGGACUUUCGAAUCCCGCACCGCGCUAGGAAUAUAACUGCUUACGCAAUACGCACAGGAAAACAAAUCGCUUUGACUUGAAGCCUGUUAUAAAUCACAGGUCUGCUUUUAUUACACAGUGAACGCAGUCGUAUUUAAUAAUCGGAGACGAGUUCGGAUUUCGGUGUUUUAAUUACACGCAAAAUACUAUAGAUAAGCUCUUGUAACGGACGAACCAUCAGUCCUGUGCAGAGAUUUCAUUAAAUAACUGAAUUGGGAUUUUUAACAAGACGAAGAUGAAACGUACGACUGCGUUUUAGUGGCAAGUUGAAUGUAUUAUUUAUUUAUUUAUUUUUUUGAAAAAUCAAAGAUUACGAGAUUAAAGUUGUACUAUUUCGAGUCAUAUUUGAGUCCCUGGCGAAGUCGAGUUCAAAUCCUUCACGGUCGAUUGUGUCGUGAGAAACAAAAUCCUCUUUAAAAACCACGCAACCGUCGGCAUCCUUCAGACCGCACACACGAGGCGAUUUUCUCAAUCUGUCUGAUUUCUUACUUCUGAAUAAAUUACGUUUCCUACAGAGAA
Molecule: messenger RNA, 2007 nt
Organism: Silurus meridionalis
Lineage: Eukaryota; Metazoa; Chordata; Actinopteri; Siluriformes; Siluridae
Gene: rab33ba
Product: RAB33B, member RAS oncogene family a
Exons: 2
Coding region: 388-1083 (231 amino acids)
Biological process (GO): Rab protein signal transduction
Cellular component (GO): Golgi apparatus; endosome
Molecular function (GO): GTP binding; GTPase activity
Source: RefSeq, a predicted model, not a curated record